Molecule: messenger RNA, 2134 nt
Organism: Lotus japonicus
Lineage: Eukaryota; Viridiplantae; Streptophyta; Magnoliopsida; Fabales; Fabaceae
Product: O-fucosyltransferase 36-like
Exons: 3
Coding region: 303-1943 (546 amino acids)
Biological process (GO): protein O-linked glycosylation via fucose
Molecular function (GO): peptide-O-fucosyltransferase activity
Source: RefSeq, a predicted model, not a curated record
ACAGCCACUAGUUGAAAUGUCAAAUGGGACCCACAAAACCUGAAGUGGGUGGGUCAGUAACCGGUAAUUUAAGUUUUCAACUACCGACGCAGUUCCAUUUGCCUCCUCUCUGGGUUUCUCCUCCGCACAUCUUUCCUAACUCGCUCACCGCCACUCACUCUCCCCCACCGAGUCACACUCACCGACACACCGAGUGGAGAUCCAACCCAACGAUUCACCAACUCGGUAACUCACAUUGAUUCAACACCUCCACCGCCACCGAGUCACCCACUCACUUCCCCGCCGUGGCUAAAUCAACACAGAUGGAAUCGUCUUCCGACGAGGAAGACGACCGCCACAACCUCAUCCAACAGAACGAGAGGAGGAAGCCUCGCACUCCUCCUCCCUCCACCGCCGCCACAUUCCACGUCGAAGAUUUCACCUCACGAUGCCGCCGCCUCAAUUUCCGCCUCCAGAAGAAGCACAUUCUCGCCGUUCUAGCUCUCCUCCUCGUCCUCAUCUUCUACUCCGUCACCGAUCUCCGCAGCCACUUCUCCAUGCCCUCCUUCAAGUUCGAUUCUCUCGCCGAUCAAAUGAAGGAGUCCGAAUUGCGCGCCAUUAACCUCUUGCGCCAACAGCAACUAGGGCUCUUAACCGCUUGGAAUCGCACUUCCCAAUCCAACACUUCAGAUCCGAACUUGGAGGAUCUGAAAUCUGCGUUGUUCAAGCAGAUUUCCAUCAACAGAGAGAUUCAGCAGAUUCUGCUGAAUCCACACCGGACAGAGAACGUGGUUGAGCCUGAAUUCGAUUUCGGAAACGCUAGUUUAGGGUUUGAUGGUGCUGAUUACGACAGAUGUAGAACAGUGGAUCAGAAACUUUCACAGAGAAGAACAGUUGAGUGGAACCCUAAAGAUGGGAAGUUUUUGCUUGCUAUUUGUGUUUCUGGUCAGAUGUCAAACCAUUUGAUUUGCUUGGAGAAGCACAUGUUUUUCGCGGCGCUUCUUAAUCGAGUGUUGGUUAUUCCUAGCUCCAAAGUGGAUUACCAGUAUGAUAGGGUUGUGGACAUUGAUCACAUUAACAAGUGUUUGGGGAAGAAAGUGGUGGUUUCCUUUGAAGAGUUUUCGAAGACUAAAAAGGAUCACUUGCACAUUGACAAGUUUCUGUGUUAUUUUUCGAAGCCUCAACCUUGUUAUUUGGAUGAUGAUCACUUGAAGAAGUUGGGUAAUUUGGGUUUGUCUAUGAGUAAACCUGAGGUUGUUUGGGAUGAGGAUAUCAAGAGCCCGAAGAAGAAGACAGUUCAGGAUGUUCUGGGGAAAUUUGAGCAUGGUGAUGAUGUUAUGGCAAUUGGGGAUGUGUUCUAUGCUGAAGUGGAGAAAGAAUGGGUGAUGCAACCGGGUGGGCCAAUUGCGCACAAAUGCAAGACGCUGAUUGAACCUAGUCGGCUUAUUUUGCUCACAGCCCAGCGUUUUGUUCAGACAUUCCUUGGGAGGAACUUCAUUGCAUUGCACUUUCGGAGACACGGUUUUUUGAAAUUCUGCAAUGCUAAGAAACCGAGUUGCUUUUACCCCAUUCCUCAAGCUGCAGAUUGCCUCUUGAGGGUGGUUGAGAGAGCCGAUGCGCCUGUCAUUUAUCUUUCUACCGAUGCAGCAGAAAGUGAAACUGGUCUGCUUCAGUCACUAGUUGUGCUGAAUGGCCGGCCUGUUCCACUUGUAAUACGCCCAGCUCGAAAUUCAGCUGAAAAAUGGGAUGCUUUGUUAUACAGGCAUCAUAUUGAGGGAGAUUCACAGGUGGAAGCUAUGUUAGACAAGACUAUAUGUGCCAUGUCUAGCGUUUUCAUCGGAGCACCUGGUUCGACUUUCACUGAAGACAUCCUGCGGCUGAGAAAGGACUGGGGAUCAGCAUCGUUGUGUGAUGAGUACCUUUGCCAAGGGGAAGAACCAAAUAUUGUAGCAGAAAAUGAAUGAAGAAUGAAUAGAAGACAGGUUUCUCGUUCCGUUACUAUUUGUUCAAUGAUAGGUGUGUUUCGAUUUUUUCAAUGUGCCAUUUAUGAUGAUAGAAUUGGCAAUGUUGUUGUUGAUAAGUUUUACUGUACUUCUUAUACGUAUUCUUUUAUCACAUUGAUUACCAUUUGUAAAAUAUACACAUUGAUCCUGAA